Molecule: messenger RNA, 630 nt
Organism: Parnassius apollo (apollo)
Lineage: Eukaryota; Metazoa; Arthropoda; Insecta; Lepidoptera; Papilionidae
Source: the annotation of a GenBank genome assembly
AUGGGCAUCUGUUUAGACACUGAACAAAACAAAGAUGAGCUGGAAUCUACGAGCGGGGAGCGAAGCCGACGCCAGAGCGCGUGGCCAGAUCGCGCCACACCGCCUGCCGGCUCUUUCCCCAUGCAGAACUCUAGUCACGUCAAAUUCGAGCCACCCAACGUGCCCGUCAUUUUUGUGCUGGGCCCGGGUAGCGGGAAGGUGACCCACUGCGACAACUUGAUGCAAGAGCGGCGCGGAGUGGUGCACAUCAAUAUGACCGACCUGUUGCAGCAGUACGCCAUUGGUAACGAUAUGCAAGACUUCGGCACUUUAUCCAGCAAGACCGUGGCGGAGGUAUUGAUGCUGGAAAUGAAAAUGGCGCCUACCGCAAAGGCUUAUCUGGUCUCUGGCUACCCACGUUCCAUGCGGGAUGUCGCUGAGUAUACAGAAAAGAUCCAGACCAUGACUGGUGCGAUUCUGGUGACCUGGCGGCAGCGCGUGCUUGAGCGUCAGAUCGAGUACGGUGCGCGGCUCGGUCACGUGGUGCUCAGCCUGGCGCGAAUGGAGCUGGACAACUUCUACCGGCAUGUCAUGCCAGUUGCCGAAUACUUCGACCAAAGCGGAAUGCUUAUUGCUGUAAGUACACAGUAA